AUGGGCGAUGCAAUGGCACAGCUGCGGGCAGCAGACGUCGGCUCCGAAAUCAUGACGCCGUUUGGCGCCCGAGCGCUCGUGGACGCCGACUACGUGGCGUCGGGGCGGCCCGUCGCCUCGAUUGAAGACACGAUCUCGCGCACCAUCCUGCCGUUUUACGCCAACACGCACACGGAUACGUCGCACUGCGGACACCAAAUGAAUCACUGGCGCGCCGAGGCCCGCGCGUCGAUUGCAUCGGCCGUUGGCGGCGACCCGUCCCAAGACGUUGUACUCUUUACGGGCACGGGCUGCACGGGCGCGAUUCAGCUGCUCGUUGGACGUCUUCGCCGACUCUACAAGCUGCGCAAGGCUGUUGUGUUCCUGGGGCCCUACGAGCACCACUCGAACGACUUGGUGUGGCGCGAAACGGGCGCGACGAUCGUUCGCAUUCGACCGGGCGCCAAUGGCGGUGUCGAUCUCGAACACUUGGAAGACGAGCUCGCGCGCUAUCGGCUACGCGCACUGCUCAUCGGCACCUUCUCUGUCGCGUCCAACAUCACUGGCAUUACGACGGCGACGGUAUCCGUGACGCGGCUUCUCAAGGCCUACGGCGCCCUUGCGUUCUGGGACUAUGCGGCCGGCGCCCCGUACCUGAGCGUGGACAUGCACGAGGGCGGGGUGGCGAAGGACGCAAUCUUCUUUUCGAUGCACAAGUUUAUGGGCGGCCCGGGCGCCCCGGGCAUCCUCCGCACUCGUCGCUGGGCCGCCUCCAAGUCGGCUCGAUGGAACGACGUCCCCGUGUACCCGGGCGGUGGCACCGUCCGCCUCGUGUCGCACCAAAUGCACGAGUACACCGAGACGAUCGAGGAGAGGGAAGAAGGGGGCACCCCGGACAUUGUCGGCGCGCUCCGGGCCGCCCUCGCCUUUCAGCUCAAAGCGAGUCUCGGCGACCUUGGCCACCUCGAGCAGGCUACUGCUGCGCGCGUCACCGCGGCGCUGCAGGUCCAUCCGUGCAUCGUCUUACUCGGCGAUCCAGCGGCGCCCCGCCUCCCGACGUUUUCAUUUUUGAUUCGACGCGGGUCGCUCUUCUUACACCCCAACUUUGUCUCGCGCCUCUUGAGCGACCUCUUUGGCAUCCAAACACGCAGCGGCUGCGCCUGCGCUGGACCCUACGGCGCGCACUUGCUUGGCAUUUCCGACGAGAUGGCGGCGGUGCUUUUCUCGCUCGAGCACCGGGGCGCCGGCGCCGUCAAGCCGGGCUUCACCCGCUUCAGCGUACCCGCGUUCUGGAGCCGCGAGCGUGAACAGUUUGUUGUCGACGCCACUUUGUUUGUCGCAUCGCACGGCUGGCGCUUCUUGGCGCUCUACGAUCUGAGUUUGUCCUCCGGCGUCGUCACCAGUCGCUUGGCCACGCCUCUGUUGACGACGUGGAGCGACGUUGUGAACGGCAGUGCUGCCGUCAACACCCCGAUGACGAAUGCCAACGGCGCCACGGUACUGGCCCAAGCCACAGCCAUGCUGAGCGACCUUGAAGUGACGUCACCGCGGGGGCUCCCCGACGACGAGCCUGUCGCUGCGCUGCACUCGCUCGUGGGCUGCACCGCCAAGGACGUCGGCGCCUUUUGCUGGUUCCUGACGCCUUUCGAUGUUGCGCACCAAGGUGGUAGCUUGACGACGGACCGCUGCAGUGUUCUGCGACCGCUGUUCAACGCCGCCAAACUGCGCGACUGGACACCAGCACUCUCGCGAGACGCGCUGCGUCGGCUGCAAAAGACUCUGUACGUCAAGCCGAGCAGCGUCCACGCGGUUGACGGUCCCCGUCUCGUACACAAACUGCUCGGCUUCAAGUAACAAGAGCGUGACGAUUCACGGAAGGUAGUAGUACUGCUGGAGCUCGGGCCGUGCGUGCUGGUCUUUCGUAAUGUAAUCGAUGAGGAAGCCUGGCUUGACAAGCGGCACCUUCUUCUCCAAAAG
This is a messenger RNA of Saprolegnia diclina VS20, 1956 nucleotides long. RefSeq lists its product as hypothetical. The record is from RefSeq and is a predicted model, not a curated record. Lineage: Eukaryota; Oomycota; Saprolegniomycetes; Saprolegniales; Saprolegniaceae. Bases 1 to 1833 code for a protein of 610 amino acids. The transcript has 6 exons.